AUGCGCUCUUGCACCAUUUUCCGGGCAAUAAUGGCGUCCUACAGGGCGCUGUGCAGGUUACAUCUGAGGGGACAGGGGAGCUUCAUGACAUGUGUACAGAAAGCCCAUAUAUGUGUAUCACGAAGUGUCGGAACAAAAGUCGUGGCCACACAAGCUGAGGACUCUGGGAAAGACGAAAGAGAGGAAAAGGCCGGACCAAAGUCUUUAUCUGCUUUCCUGGUUGAGAGACAAGAACAGGCAGAGAGAUCUGUUCUUAUCAGCUGCCACCCCAAAACCAGUGAGAAAAAGUUCCUCAAGUAUUUAUCUCGACAUGGAGACAUCAAGAAGCACUUCUUUUAUGACAGUUAUGGGACCUACGCGGUGGUGGAGUUUUCUACCCAGGACGGUGUCAGGUCGUUACUGGACGCUGCUGUCAUUCCCAGCGUCAGCCAUGAAUCCGCAGUGCCUUUUAAAUCCAGGCUGCUUUCAUUAAGGACCACCGGUGCUGUGAACCAGAGCGACCAACAGCCGGGCCUUCAGUGCCGACCGCAGAGCACCGUCCCCAUCAGUGAGCUGAUCCAGACACUGGCCCGACAGGAGACUGUGGAUCAGCAGAUCAUGUGUCUGACCCAGGCCUAUCAGCUGACGGAGGAGAACAGCCGGCUGCGCUUCCUCGUCUGCUCGCUGCUCAAGGAUAUUGCCGCCGCUUAUUUCCCAGAAUGCACCGUCAAGCCGUUCGGUUCGUCUGUGAAUGGCUUUGGAAAGUUGGGCUGUGACCUGGACAUGUUCCUGGAUCUGGAUGACAUCAGCGGGAGGGACGUGCAGACGCCAAAGUCUUCUCUGUCGGUGGAGUACCAGAUGAAGCGGGCCACUUCGGAGCGGGCCGUCACCCAGAGCAUCCUGUCUGUCAUCGGGGAGUGUGUGGACCAGUUCGGACCCGGGUGUGUGGGGGUCCAAAAGAUUCUGAAUGCCAGGUGUCCCCUGGUCCGCUUUUCCCAUCAGCCCUCUGGGUUUCAGUGCGACCUGACCGUCAAUAACAGGGUGGCGCUGAAGAGCACAGAGCUGCUCUACCUGUACGGCCUCCUGGACCGCCGUGUGCGCCUCCUGGUGUUCAGCGUGCGCUGCUGGGCUCGGGCCCACAGCCUCACCAGCUCCAUCCCCGGGGCCUGGGUCACCAACUUCUCCCUGACCGUCAUGGUGCUCUUCUUCCUGCAGAGGAGGAGCCCCCCCAUCAUCCCCCCCCUGGACCACCUCCGACAGCUCGCAGGUCCGGCCGACAGAAGCGUGAUCGAAGGGAACGACUGCACGUUCGUCAGCGACUUCAGCAAAAUCCAGCUGCAGACCAACACGGAAACACUGGAACAACUGCUGAAUGACUUCUUUGAGUUCUACAGCACCUUCCCAUUCGGCAAAAUGUCCAUCAAUAUCAGAAAGGGUAAAGAGCAGAACAAACCGGAGGUGGCGCCGCUGCACAUCCAGAACCCGUUCGAAACCUCCCUGAACGUCAGUAAGAACGUCAACUCGUCCCAGCUGGAGCGCUUCGUGGCGCUGUGUCGGGAGAGCGCCUGGCUGCUGCAGCAGAGGGACGCCCCCCCCGGCCGGGGCCGCAGACGGGACCCCCCCGGCCUGGGGACUGGCCACCCUGCUGCUGCCGUCCCAGGUGGGAGGAGUCAAAAGUCGAAGGAAAAGGAAAAGGGAACCGGCCAUGCGAACGCAUCAAGAGUUUAUUAGAGUCUUUGAAGAGUA
This is a messenger RNA of Sphaeramia orbicularis (orbiculate cardinalfish), 1725 nucleotides long. RefSeq names its product poly(A) RNA polymerase, mitochondrial-like. Gene Ontology annotation, biological process: RNA 3'-end processing. Gene Ontology annotation, molecular function: poly(A) RNA polymerase activity. The record is from RefSeq and is a predicted model, not a curated record. Lineage: Eukaryota; Metazoa; Chordata; Actinopteri; Kurtiformes; Apogonidae. The coding region runs from base 1 to 1710 and encodes 569 amino acids. The transcript is spliced from 9 exons. Gene Ontology annotation, cellular component: mitochondrion.